Messenger RNA from Trifolium pratense (red clover), 1499 nucleotides. Its product is annotated as F-box/kelch-repeat protein At3g23880-like. The coding region runs from base 129 to 1334 and encodes 401 amino acids. The transcript is spliced from 2 exons. Gene Ontology annotation, molecular function: protein binding. The record is from RefSeq and is a predicted model, not a curated record. NCBI's taxonomy places the organism in Eukaryota, Viridiplantae, Streptophyta, Magnoliopsida, Fabales, Fabaceae.
ACGCAACACUGAGAAACCACUCAUCAUCAGUCAUCACUAUCCAUCACUGUCUCCUUCUUCUCUUCUACUUUUCUUCCAAUAACACCACUUACUUACAGGUUUUAGGCAGACUAAAGGCACAAUCGAAUAUGGCGCCUGGUAGCAAGAUCGAUGAUUCGGAAAUAACUGCCACCAACAACCUAUUCUCGGAUGUUGUAACACUAACAUCACCUCCACUGCCUACUCUUCCUGUCGAUGUCAUUCUAGAAAUCCUUUGUAGGCUACCGGCGAAACUCCUCCUUCAACUCCGAAGUGUCUGUAAAUGGUGGAAUUUUUUAAUAUCUGAUUCCAAAUUCAUCAAGAAGCACCUUCGUAUGUCAACCACGCGCCGCCGCCUCCACUUCUUAAGAUACCUUAGUCGCCCACAGAACAAGUACAUUCUCACAUCUUACCCACUGGAUUCCGUUUUCACCAACCUAAACACUGACUUAACAGAAUUUGAGUAUUCUCCGAAUAAUUUUAAAGGAGAUUAUCCUAGGACCACAUUUGAGCAUUUCAUUGGCUCUUGCAACGGCAUCCUGUGUUUUGCAGAUCAUUAUAAAGGCUUAGUUAUAUUGUGGAACCCUUCUAUUAGAAAAUUCAAGGAUUUGCCUCUUUUUACAAAGCCAGAUGUGUGUAUUGAUUUUCACAUGACAUUUGGUUUCGGCUAUGAUUCUUCUACUGAUCAAUACAAGGUCGUUGUUGUUUUGGACUACCUUGUGCCUGUUAGUACCACUAUUUGGGUUUUAGAAACUGAAGUGAAGGUUCAUAUUUUGGGUACUAAUAUUUGGAGAAGCAUUCCUACGUAUCCUUUUGGUGGUGUUCCUGUUCCAAGUGCGUUAUCAGGAAAAUAUGUGAGUGGCACAAUGAAUUGGUUGGUCUCUAAAGACCCUUUAGGGUGGGGAAAACCAUGUUAUAUUCUUUCUUUUGAUUUGGUGAAUGAAUCUUAUCAAAUGAUUUUACCUCAUAUCGAUGGGGAAGAUAUGUGUGACUUGUGGUCUAUUGGUGUUUUGAGAGAUUGCUUAUGUGUGACUUCUGGUAAUGAUGUUUGGAUUAUGGAGGAAUACGGAAAUAAAGAGUCUUGGACUAAACUGUUCACGGUUCCUUACAUGCGAGUACGUGAUAAUUCUCACGUACUUAUCACCCCAAUAUAUAUGUUUGAUGAUGAUCAAGUGAUACUGAAGUUUAAUUCGGAUAAUGACUUGGAUUUGGCUCUUUAUGAUUCCAAGAGUGAUACUUUGAAGCUUACUGAUUUUCACCCUAUUGAUUAUCAAACCAUUCCAGAAGUUUGCAUUGAGAGUUUAAUAUCACCUUGAUCUUUAUGUUAGGAUGUAAAUGUAGUGCUAAUUCAUUUGAGCAUGAGUCAACUACAACUUUUAUAUUAGUUUUUGUUUAUGUUAUUUAUUUUGUACUUGUUUUUGUUAGUGUUACUUCUUGAAUUCUUGCUAAUUAAUGACCAAUUGAUUUUGUAGUUUGAGAAA